Molecule: messenger RNA, 3869 nt
Organism: Ooceraea biroi (clonal raider ant)
Lineage: Eukaryota; Metazoa; Arthropoda; Insecta; Hymenoptera; Formicidae
Molecular function (GO): protein binding
Source: RefSeq, a predicted model, not a curated record
UUAUUAUUUUAUAUUUUGUAUAUUUUUAUUACAUUAUAUAAUAAUAUAAUAAUAUAAGAAAAUAAAAUUCAUGACAUUUUUAUUAGGUAUUUAAAGCAAGCAAGAUUUAAAAUUUCAAGAACUAUCAGAAAACGGAACAGAAUGUUCUUUUGUCAAUCGGCAUUCAUUUAUCGGUAUCUAAGGUCUUUCUGGACACGCGCACGUCGCACUUUUACAAAUGUUCCGUUCGUUUUAAACGUCAUACAGGAUUCAUUUAUACUAUAUAUAUUUGUAUUACUUUUUAUUUUACGCGAGAAAAACGGCAAGAAAGUUUUCCGCCAUUAUUAUGUCAAUCCAGCAAAUCACUCUUUGAACGUAUUACGUAUCAUGCGAGGUGAUUUCGCACGUUAUGACAACCAGUUCGACACUACUACAACUGCUGAAGAAGAUUCGUAUAUUUCUUCGGAAUUUGAUUUAUUAAAUUCAAGACUGAUAAAACCUUAUCAAAGAUCGCAAUUUGCACGUCGAGUAUUGAGGAAAAAGAAAAAUGUUCAACUAAAAUUUUUCGGAUUGCCAUCGAGAUCGUUGCAUCGUCAUCAACAUCCGAUUGUCAAUAAACAGAUUAGUGAAGCAAAAUUACCUACCAACAAGAACAGUCAGAUUACUAUCCCACAAGAUAUUUUAAAUAUCGAAUCUUCCCCUUCGUGUGUUUGCCUAAAAAAGUUGGAGUCACAAAUAAUUUUCGAAGAAAGGUAUUCGAGCGAAAACGAGAGGUUCAAUCAUAAAUUUAAAGAGGAAGCCUGGCGCCUAAUGCAUUGUGCUAACAAUAGGAAGGGAAGAAGUACACCGCGGAUCGUAAGAGCCAUUCGACGCAACAGUAAGAAACUUGAUAAUACAGCAAAUCGAUCGCUGACGAUCGAUCGACCACGAACGAGUAAAAGCAGUGUCGUUGUACUGUAUCACGGAAGAUCCAAUACUCCUCCGUCAUCCUCGUCGAAAGCUCUGGUGCAUUUAGCAAAAUCCGAUCAAACAAUAGCGGAAAUAUCGCAACCGACAGCUGCAAGUCCUACGUUAUCUGACAAGACAAAAGUAAUUGAAACUCCAGAAACUCUAUCUCCAAGAUAUCCGCUAUGUCGACGAAGAACCGCUUCUAAAAGGUAUCGUCGUGCGUCGAGGCCUCACCUGAAUGUGAAUAUUUAUCCGCCCGCAAAUCCGGUGGAACGUAUUGCGUCACCGUCACGACGUCAUCGCGCUGUCUUCGAGAGACGGAUAGAGGUAAAUUCCAAGGAUAAGAAAUUUCAAUGCGCAGCCAAGCAUUCCGCAGAUUCUGGCGAGUCGCGAGAACGGAUAGUUGCUUGUCACAAAAACGAGAUUAAUCGAAAAUCAGAGAAGCGUAUUGAAGAGAGAACUUGGAAGAGACAAUGCUCGCCCAUUGAAGUUGCCGUUUCGAAACCUAUGGACUAUCAUCCAAAACGAGCGGAAACGGAUGGUGUAAAGCAGCGAAGGCAAUCAGCGUUGUGCUCGAGCCGGGCUUUUCCGGCGCAGCAAACGCACAUCAAAGAACCAGGCAUUAAUUCGACAUUUAUCAGCGUGAACGAGGGUGACGAGGCGAAUCGCGUAUUUCCGUUUCAAGCUACACCGAGCGGUAAUCUAAAAAUCAUCCCAAAUCAGGUGGUGUUCGAGUCGAAGAAAUUCAGUGUUCUCGUCGCUGAUCCGCGACACACGAAGGUGAACGUCAAGGCAGAGUUCAGCCGAUCUGGUGUCGACGUUGGGCCAUCUGUCCUCGGUUCUUCGAAUCGUAUAAGGUACAUCGAUCUCCCUCCUGGCGUUACACCGUCGACGAUCAAUCAGUUGCAAGCUCAAAAGAAGUUACCCUAUAUCGACGCGAAUUACCGAUCACGAACACAACCAAGCGCGAAGUUCCAUCCAUCCGAAAUGGAACAAAAGCAACCAGCAUCUUAUCAGAUACCGCCACUGAACGAAGUACCACUCUCUUCUUUAGGAUUUACAAAUGAAGAACCAAUCAAGUGGGACAGCAUAAUACUUCCAGAGAAGACCGAUUUGUAUCAAGAAUUAGCUAGGCGUAUCACAAAUUAUAAGAAUGCCGACUGUAUCGUUCAAAUUGACCAAGAUGAAUUCUACUGUCACCUCCUCGUCUUGCAAAGUUACAGUACGUUUUUCGAUGAGAAGAAGAAUUGCAAGAACAUUAACUUAUCGGAUAGCAACGUCACUGCCAAGGCUUUUUCUAUCAUUUAUGACUGGAUGAUCAGUCCAAUCAAUGAAAGUUAUCAGCUUUUACGAAGAGAUAACAUUUUAGAUAUCUUUAUGGCUGCACAAUAUCUUGGUAUCAAAGAAUUAGAAGAGCAAUGCUGGGCAUUCAUUGAUAACGAUGAGCUUUUCUCGGAGGAUACGGCUUUCUUGUUGUACUUGGAAGCAAAAAAGAUUGGGAACACUGCCGUGAUGGAGCUUAUGGUUCCAAGAAUCAUGAAAUUUUUCUUGGUGCUUGUUAGCACGAAGGAUUUUUUAGAAUUAUCAGUGGACGAACUGUGUUUACUACUGAAAUCCAAUUAUAUUAGCGUGAAUAGCGAAAUGGAAGUCUUGAUGUCUGCCGUAAGAUGGUUGAUGCAUGAUUGGAGCGAAAGGAAACAAUACAUGCUGGAAGUACUUAAAUGUGUUCGAUUUGGUCUUAUAGCUCCGUGGCAAUUGGUAGACGUCAAAAGAAAUCCCGAAAAUCCAGAAUUUAUGGAACUGAUGUCUUAUCCCGAAGUGCAAAAAAUGGUGGAUGACGGACUUGCAUUCGUUAUUAUAAAAUAUUGGUAUGGCAAUCAAACGGAAGAUUAUUAUCACUGGAUCGAUCUACUUGGACUUAACGAACCGACCAACCGUAAUUGGGCGGGAGAGGACAAGAAUUAUGUCACUUAUCGUGAAUUUCUACUGUAUCUCGAGGAAUAUCAAAAAACAAAUAUUGCCGAACUGAGAACGCGCAAAACACGAACGAGACCCACACCUCCCAGUUCUCCUCCUAAAGAUUGUUCACCGUUACCGCCAGAAAGAACACGUACGGAUAGCAAUCAGAAUUAUUGCUGCGUAGACUCGUAUUCUUUAGAACAAUAUAGUACGACGCAGAGUAGAGUAGUACCGAAAAGGUACGUGUCGAAAGUUGCAACUUCGCCAGGCAUGGUGAUUCCACCGGAAAUUUUGACCGAGUGUCUCAGUAGCAUGGGUAGAAGCAAUAAUAUAAGAACGAACAAAACGCAAUGCGAUAGAAAUAGGAACUGUAAACCCAUCAUUCACGACGCGAAGUAUUGCGGAGCAGGUGAAUCCCCACGAAGACCAUCUGUAGACUUCUUAAAGAAUACAAAAUACACGUGCGAACAUCAGUGUGAGAUUUCGACGCUUAUCGAUAAAUCGAAGCACGAGGCACGACAUAACAUUUCGGAUAUCCACAGUCGCAAGCAAUGGGAACAAAACGUUAAAUUGUCUGCAAAGAAGCAACAAAAAAUGAUGAAAAAAUCGAGGUAUCCCGCGAAUCGUACCGAUUCGGCCAAAUCCGAAGAAGAAGCGGCUACUAUGAUACAGGCAACAUACAGAGGAUAUAAAGUUAGAAGAAAAUUUGAUGAAAUCAAAAAAUCGUCUUCGGAAGAGAAACAGAACGUCCAAAAAGUGGCUGAGUUGUUGUCGAUGAGUCAAUCUGGCUGGCCACUUCAAAAAUCACUAAAUUCUGUUAAAGCAUCAAACAGUAUUGCAAAUCAAAAUAAAAAUACAUUACAUCAUAUCUAAAAAAAGAGAAAGAAACGCAAAGAUUAGUUGUGUAAUGUUGUAAAUGUCUAGUAGUAAAUACACAUAUCAUAUUUAUAACAAACGAAAAAAAGCAAUCUUGUGUGUACUAA